Messenger RNA from Stegodyphus dumicola, 769 nucleotides. Its product is annotated as AP-5 complex subunit beta-1-like. Gene Ontology annotation, biological process: endosomal transport. The record is from RefSeq and is a predicted model, not a curated record. NCBI's taxonomy places the organism in Eukaryota, Metazoa, Arthropoda, Arachnida, Araneae, Eresidae. Gene Ontology annotation, cellular component: lysosomal membrane; AP-type membrane coat adaptor complex.
UCCAGGCUUGUGCAUGUUGUGGGAUCCCUUACAAGUUUAUUUUGUGUUUUGGGGAAAGGAUCUGAAAAAAGAUUGUUGAAGAGUCCUAUAAUUAUGACAAUUACCUCAAUUCUGUUAGCUUGGACAUCAGAAGAUGAUAUCUCUAAACCAAUUUUAAAUAGCAAGGCAUUUUUCCUGAAGGUUAUUUAUGAUACUUCAGAAGAUUUUGUUGUAAUAUCAACUGCUUGUAAAUGUUUGGAAGAAAUUGAAAUUUUCUAUCCUGGAAUACUGAAAUCUGAAGUUAAAGAUAUAAUAGCUGCUUGUGAACGGCAUACAUCUCCAGCUUUUCAGAGUUAUAGUCUUUUAGUUUGUGCUAUCAUCCGAAAUAUGAUUUGUGCAAAAAAUUUAUCUAAUAAGAAGAUAUUACAAGAUUCAGAUGUUAAUACUGUAAGUUGGAUUAAUUGUGGCUUUAACUUUUAUCUCAAUGGUUUGAAUUUAAAAUAUGAAGAAGACUGUGGAGAGGAAAUUCACAUUUUUUCCGUGGUAUCAUAUCUUCUUGACCUUCUUCCCUUGAUGACAUAUACUGCAGCCUACAAAAUGUUAAAGGAUCUAAUUUGUAUUGUGAAGAAUUCCUCAGAACUCUUACCUACAGUAAGUCUUCACUCAUUUUAAAAACUGAGCUGAUUAUUGUUAAAACAAUAGAUAGAUUCCAAUCAUUAUGAAUUUUCUCUUUUACUUUUCAUGAUCAUCUUAAAUGGCAUAAAUGAUUUUAUUUACCACAGUUUUACAU